This is a messenger RNA of Gryllus bimaculatus (two-spotted cricket), 1895 nucleotides long. NCBI's taxonomy places the organism in Eukaryota, Metazoa, Arthropoda, Insecta, Orthoptera, Gryllidae. The record is from the annotation of a GenBank genome assembly.
AAUUUAAAAAAAGAGAAGGCCCCUCAAUUAGGUUCGGCAGAAUCUCGCGCCCGAAGUGGUUGCGUAACGGGGCUACGUCAAAGGCCCCUCCAUUCCUCGGAUGAGUUGUCGAGUCGAGUGUUCAGUCGCACGGCGGCAGGUGCCCGGCACAGCACACGGGUAGAACCGAAUAGCUAAGGGGAAUGCCCAAAAGCAAUUAUAUGUUUCGUAUCCUGAGUUAAGGUUGGACCUACAUACAAUUUGGAGGCUGCAGAUUGGAUUGUGUGUCGCAAGAAGAAGAAUUUGCAUGAAAAUGUACAAAUUUUUAAUUGCAUGCCUGCUUUUACCUGUAGCAGUUUCGUCGGCUGUGAAAGAAGACAAAGCAUACUGGGCAACACAAACCCAAAUCGAAUUAGAUGAAGCUUUAAAAUUAACAAGAAAUGAAAAUCGAGCCAAAAAUGUAAUAUUAUUUGUUGGCGAUGGCAUGGGUCCUAAUACCGUAACUGCUGCAAGGAUAUUUAAAGGAAAUGGCAAUGAGCAGACGAAACUAACGUUUGAUGAGUUUCCGCAUAUUGGCUUGUUAAAGACAUAUUGUGCCGACAAACAAGUUCCCGACUCUGCAUCUACAGCAACGGCAUUGUUUUGCGGAGUCAAGGGCAAUUACCAUACAGCUGGAGUGGAUGCUAACGUACCUGAAGGAGACUGUCAAGCUUCCCAAAAUCCUGAAUAUUGGGUCCCAUCUAUUAUACAAUGGGCACAGGAUGCUGGCAAAGACACAGGUUUUGUCACAACAACGCGAGUGACGCAUGCCACUCCUAGUGCCCUCUAUGCUCAUUCUCCUGAUCGGAACUGGGAAUGCGAAGCUAAACUUCCCUCAAGUGCCCAAGGGUGUAAAGAUAUUGCGAGACAGCUCAUUGAAAAUGAACCAGGAAAGAACAUUAAGGUAAUAAUGGGAGGUGGAAGACAGUGUCUUGUAUCAAAUGCUACUGGAGAUGCCACAGAUCCAUUAGACAUUUGGGCGUGCCAAAGUAAAGAUGGUCGAAAUUUAAUCAAAACUUGGCAGCAAGAUAAACAAAACAGAAACUUCUCGUCUGCUUAUCUUAAAACUAAUGAGGACUUAUGGAAUGUGGAUGUGGCGAAAACUGACUUUGUAUUAGGGAUUUUUGCAAAUGGUCAUCUGGGUUAUGAAAAUGAACAUAUUGAUAGAAGGCCUACUGGAAUGCCCACCUUGAAGAAUAUGACAUCAGUUGCUAUCCAGUUAUUGAAGAAGAAUCCCAGGGGUUUUCUUUUAGUAGUGGAAGGAGGUCUGAUAGAUUUUGCCCAUCACCGAGGUGUGGCAAAACAUGCUUUGUAUGAAACGGUAGCAAUGGAUGAUGCAAUAGCUGCAGCAUUGAACUUAACAACACAGGACUCUGACACAUUAAUUAUUGUCACUAGUGAUCAUUCCCAUGGAUUAUCAAUGACUGGCUAUCCAAAAAGAGGAGCUGACAUUUUAGGUUUGGCAGGCACUUCUAAAAUGGACCAUACUCCAUACACUACUCUUUCUUACGCCACAGGAGACAAUGAUUCUUUUAAAUUUAGUGUAACAGAGGAAGGGGCAAUAGUUCGAGAUGACCCUACAAAAGAAGCUUUUUCCAGUUUUGAUUAUCAUCAACAUACUGGCAUUUUGACUGAUGAAGUUUUACAUGGUGGGAGUGAUGUUGCUGUUUACGCAAAAGGCCCAAUGGCACAUUUAUUUCAUUCAGUACAUGAACAGACAUACGUUGCACACGUAAUUGCUUAUGCUGCCAAAAUUGGUCCCUAUUCAAGUGCAUCAAGCUUUUAUUCCUUUAGUGCUACAGCAAUUGUACUGUUUUCAUUUUUUGUUUUCCAUAUUUUAUGUUAAUAAAAAUAUAAUUUAUGAAAACUUAUCGUUA